Molecule: messenger RNA, 1726 nt
Organism: Myotis myotis
Lineage: Eukaryota; Metazoa; Chordata; Mammalia; Chiroptera; Vespertilionidae
Gene: ASIC5
Product: acid sensing ion channel subunit family member 5
Exons: 10
Coding region: 1-1518 (505 amino acids)
Biological process (GO): sodium ion transmembrane transport
Cellular component (GO): membrane
Molecular function (GO): ligand-gated sodium channel activity
Source: RefSeq, a predicted model, not a curated record
AUGGAGCAGACGGAGAAAACAAAAGUCUAUGCUGAGAAAGGACUCUUGGGAAAGAUAAAGCUCUGGCUUUCAAAGAAACCACUGCCCUCUCCCACUGACCGAAAGAAGUUUGACCAUGACUUUGCCAUCUCCACUUCCUUUCAUGGGCUACAUAAUAUUGUUCGGAACCGGAGCAAAAUCCGCAAGGUGAUCUGGCUGGUGGUGGUCUUGGGCUCCGUCUCACUGGUGGUAUGGCAGAUCUACAGUCGCUUGGUCAACUACUUCACAUGGCCGACCACAACGUCUGUAGAGGUUCAGUAUGUGGAAAAGAUAGAGUUCCCAGCUGUGACGUUUUGUAAUUUGAACAGGUUCCAAACUGAAGCUGUAGCCAAAUUUGGUGUUAUUUUUUUCUUAUGGAAUAUUGUAUCCAAAGUCCUCCAUCUCCAGGAAAUCCGUGCCAAUUCUACUGGUUUUAAAGAGGCUAUUGAUUUUCUUGCAAGUCAACAAAACUUCAGCAUUGCAGAGUUUGUCAGGAAAAAUGGCUUUUAUCUCAACAACAGCACUUUGUUGAAAUGUGACUUUUUUGGAAAGCCAUGUGGCUCACAGGAUUUCGCACAUGUCUUCACUGAAUACGGAAAUUGUUUUACUUUCAAUCAUGGCGAAAAUAUCGAAGCAAGGGAAAAAGUGAGUGUCUCUGGAAGAGGGUUAAGCUUGCUCUUCAAUGUCAAUCAGGAGGAAUUCACUGAUGACCCCACUCUUGAUUUUGUUGAUGCUGGAAUCAUCUUUGUCAUCCAUUCACCAAAGAAGGUGCCACAGUUUGACGGGUUAGGUUUGUCAUCACCUGUGGGCAUGCACGCACGGGUAACCAUCCGCCAAGUGAAGACAGUUCACCAAGAAUACCCAUGGGGAGAAUGCAACCCUAACAUCAAGCUGCAGACUUUUAGUACCUACAGCACUUCUGGUUGCUUAAAGGAAUGCCAAGCACGGCACAUAGAAAAGCAAUGUGGAUGUUUACCUUUUCUUCUUCCCGGAAAAGGGAUAGAGUGUGACCUACAAAAGUUUUACAACUGCGUUUCUCCUACACUUGAUCACAUCGAAGUGAAGGGAUUAUGUACAAUGGGGACACAUAAUUCUAGCUGCCCUGUUCCUUGUGAAGAAACAGAAUAUCCUGCUACUAUUUCUUAUUCCACUUUUCCAAGUCGAAAAGCUUUAAAACAUCUUUCCAAGAAGUUGAACCAAAGCCAAAAAUACAUCAGGGAGAAUCUUGUAAACAUUGAAAUAAACUAUAGUGACCUAAAUUAUAAGAUAACUCAGCAGCAAAAAGCAGUGAGUGUAUCUGAAUUACUUGCAGAUGUUGGUGGCCAACUGGGCCUAUUUUGUGGAGCCAGUAUGAUUACAAUUAUAGAAAUUAUUGAAUAUAUAUUCACCAAUUUCUACUGGAUAUGCCUUUUGUUUUUGCUGAAGAUACCUGAAAUGACUCCAGGGCCUCAUCUACCUCAGAAUCACCUGGGGAAUAAAAAUAAUAUAGAAGAAUGCUGAUGUUCACUUAAGACAAAAACUUUUGUUUUUUCUUCUAUAAUAUUUUUAGAUUUUUAUGCAUGACUGACUCAUUGUUAUGUAAAUUUGUUAUAGUUUUGUGGACUAAAUAAAACUCAUUGUAAAUAUCUAUUUCUUUACAUAUAGUUUAUUUCUGUGGGUAUGUAUAUAUUAAUAUAAAUUGAUAUGUAUAGACAGGCACUGUCUUAUU